Molecule: messenger RNA, 760 nt
Organism: Lynx canadensis (Canada lynx)
Lineage: Eukaryota; Metazoa; Chordata; Mammalia; Carnivora; Felidae
Gene: CTXN2
Product: cortexin 2
Exons: 1
Coding region: 45-290 (81 amino acids)
Source: RefSeq, a predicted model, not a curated record
UCCAGCAGGAAUUCUGAAGAGCCAUAAUGAUGUGACAGUGAAUAAUGAGUAGUACCUACUGUGGCAACUCCUCGGCUAAGAUGAGCGUCAAUGAAGUAUCAGCUUUUUCGUUGACUCUGGAACAAAAAACUGGCUUUGCUUUUGUUGGGAUUUUGUGUAUCUUCUUAGGACUUCUUAUUAUUAGAUGCUUCAAAAUCCUGUUAGACCCGUACAGUAGCAUGCCUUCCUCUACAUGGGAAGAUGAAGUUGAAGAAUUUGAUAAAGGGACAUUUGAAUAUGCACUUGCGUGAGAGUUCCACCUUUAUGGUUUUUUAGAGUUAUGCCACUGGGACCCAUGGACGAUACAACUGUAAUCUCCUCGAGCAUGCUGGAAGAGGCUCACUUCAUCCACUAAAUUCAAUAAACAUGUAUGGUUGGCCAAGUCAUCUAAUCUCUAUGGACUUCAGUGAGGAAGCUAACCAGAGGAUUUUUAAUGUCCCUUUCAAUUCUAGUGCCCUAUGAACUCUGUGAACGUAUCGGGAAACCCAGAGAUCUGAGAUGAAUGAGGAUUUAGGAUGUUAUGAAAAUUUUUUCAGUUUAGGAGUCUCAAUUCUGUGGUUUGAAUUCUAAUGUUGACUUAGCCAAGAAGCUUUAUGACCUAUAAAGCUGUCUAAGAGGAACCUUUCCAUAUCUACAAAAACAAGGAUAAAGAAACCUAUCCUGCAUAUCUUGCAGGAAUGUUGACAGGACCAAGUGAUGUAAGAUGAAUGUGAAAGCAAUA